CAAUCCCCCUUUAGAGAUGCUUGAUAGAGGUGUAGAUCAAUGGGUAGAACUGUGUAAUCAUUUCAAUUCCGAUAAGUUCAAGAAGGCAUCAUCUGCAAAUAUAGUGAAUCAAUCAAAGAAGAAGUAUAAUCAUUGUACUAGUUCACGUCUUUUCUCAUACACAGCGAAAGAGAUGGCUGAGGAUGGUUCGAAGUUUCCCGAAGUCGACACAUUUGAGUUCGCUUAUGCAAGAAAGAACAAGUGUUGGACUUAUAAUGUAGCUAAAGCUCAACAUGAUGAGAUGCUUGUCAAAGAAUAUGAAUAUCUUAUACAGAAGGCAAAGGAGCACCAACUUCCCAAAGAUAUUCGUUUGCAGGAGAUACCAGUAGAUGAUCCUGAUGCCGAAAUUGAUAUCAUGAUGUCUGUUCUAGGUACGAAGCCUGGACGUCAAAUUCGUGGGUUGUGAGAUGGUCGCCUUAGAAACAUUCGUACAUCUUCUAAUGUACACAAUUUGGAGAAAGAGUUAGGACCAGAACGCAC
Messenger RNA from Olea europaea var. sylvestris, 519 nucleotides. RefSeq lists its product as uncharacterized. The transcript has 4 exons. Lineage: Eukaryota; Viridiplantae; Streptophyta; Magnoliopsida; Lamiales; Oleaceae. The coding region runs from base 17 to 445 and encodes 142 amino acids. The record is from RefSeq and is a predicted model, not a curated record.